UUACCUACCUGAGCGCAGAGCCAGAAUCUCAUUACCCUUCUAAUACAAGCCAUACCUGAGCUUCAGAUUGCUCCACCGAGUGUUUUUCUCCACUCAGACAAAGUCCAGCAGCCAUGGCUGUGGCUAACUUCCAGUACAUUACCCGGAUGAGCAGUGGCUUCAAGGUCUACAUAUUAGAAGGCCAGCCUCAUCUCAGAGGUGAAGACCGGUACAGGCAUAUGGGGAACGAGCGACCUCGAGCUCCGGCUGUGUUUCCGGUCAAACGCAAGCGCAACUACGAGAGAGGCCUCACGUUGGAGGAGAGGCGAGAGCGGGCAAUAAACAGGAACAAGAUGGUCCAGAGGGCUGGUCCAGUGCCUGCACCCUUCAGUACCCAGCAGAGUCCAUCAUCCCCACAGAGCCCAACGCCUAGUCCUACCAGCCCUUUCCCCCCCUACGUCUACUACACACCAGUCAGCGAUGAACCCCUGGCACUCAUCAAAAAACCAAGGAAAGACCCUGAAAACGCAAGAGAAAAGACUACGGCCUCUGCUGCCACUCAGAUCCAGAUGCGCCCAUCAGUGAUCACCUGUGUGUCAUCAGUACAAAGCCCUUCUUCUAGACCCGAGGUCCGCAAAAGCCACUCCUCAGGAGACUCCAAAUGCAAUUAUGAUCACGUCCUCGAGGAGCAUUUCCAGAGGAGUCUAGGGGUGAAUUACCAACAAGCGCCCACCAAGGAACUUUCCAUCAGUGUGUCCGUGGACGACCACUUUGCCAAGGCACUGGGAGAGGACAAGUGGCUGCAGAUCAAAUCCAAGUCGUCCUCCUGCUCCUCCACGCCGCCCAGUAGCCCCAGCGUCACCCACUCGCCCACCUACAGCCACAGUCCCAACCAUUCCCACAAACAGUCACCGCUGACAUCCAGCCACUGGACCCUUAACUAAGCAGAAAUGGCACCACUACUGAACUUUUUUAUUUUUUUAUUUUUUUAUUUUUUUUACAUUUCAGCACCUACAGCUUUGCCUGUCCACGUAAAACAGACGAGCCAGCGCAAGUGUUCAGAGAUGGUCAACGGAUCACAACAAAGUGCACUCACCGUGGACGUGUGCACGUCCAAACCCGAUGCACUAAACUCUGAUAAAUGUAGCAUUGAGCCGAAGAACGUUGUUUUGUUACAUUUCUACCCUGUGCGUGCUUAGCAUCUGACACUUGAAAUACUAUAGAUGGUGUUUGGGCCAAGUAAUCCUCUACAUUUCUUUAAAUUUGUGCCAUUAGCAGAUUGCAUGUUUGCCACAAAUUGACUGUAUUGUAUUUAUGUUCUGAUACACUGUUUGUUUGUUUUUUCCCAGUCUGAAUGACUGGUCUGUCUGCUGUGUAAAAUUUUGCUUGUAAGCUUUAUACAAAUCUAAGUUUUGACAAAUGUUUUUCUAAAAAAAAAGAAUAAAAUGAACAAAAAUAUA
This is a messenger RNA of Xiphophorus hellerii (green swordtail), 1439 nucleotides long. It is a transcript of the gene vgll4l, whose product is annotated as vestigial like 4 like. Gene Ontology annotation, biological process: negative regulation of DNA-templated transcription. The transcript is spliced from 5 exons. Bases 114 to 923 code for a protein of 269 amino acids. Gene Ontology annotation, molecular function: transcription coactivator binding. The record is from RefSeq and is a predicted model, not a curated record. Lineage: Eukaryota; Metazoa; Chordata; Actinopteri; Cyprinodontiformes; Poeciliidae.